Glycine soja is the source of this 798-nucleotide messenger RNA. Its product is annotated as protein ASPARTIC PROTEASE IN GUARD CELL 2-like. The transcript is spliced from 3 exons. Gene Ontology annotation, biological process: proteolysis. Gene Ontology annotation, molecular function: aspartic-type endopeptidase activity. Lineage: Eukaryota; Viridiplantae; Streptophyta; Magnoliopsida; Fabales; Fabaceae. The record is from RefSeq and is a predicted model, not a curated record. Bases 1 to 798 code for a protein of 265 amino acids.
AUGAGUAAGGUAGAAAGGUUUGAAGGUUUGGGAAUGGAGGGACGUCGCAAGGAGGAAGAGGCUGCGCAGGGGUUUCUGAAAAACGUGUUCGUCUUCUCCACUGCCGUCGUUUCGGUUUCUCAAAACCAUUUCGCACGCGAGGGAUAUGAGUCAUUCAAGGUUUAUGACAGCGACAAGCAUGUUAGUGAACUCAAUGCCGAGCAAGAGGAAGAAUUUCUCGUGCUUGUGGUGCUGUUGGGGAUCUACGACGCGUGCUUGGCAAUGUUGAACCUGCGAUGGGUGGCUUUUUCGUGGGUCCCACUCGUCCCCAACCCCUUCUUCCCCAGCUUCAACUACGUUGGCCUUUCGGGUCUCGGGGUUGGAGGCACGCAGCUUAACAUAUCCGAAGAUCUUUAUCGUGUGACAGAUUUAGGCGAUGAAGGGGCCGUGAUGGACACUGGAAUCACCGUCACGAGACUUCCGAUGGUGGCUUACGGUGCCUUCCGGGACGCCUUUGUGGCGCAAACAACCAACCUGCCCCGGGCACCAGGAGUGUCCAUUUUCAACACGUGUUAUGAUUUGAACGGGUUUGUGACGAUUCGGGUGCCCACAGUGUUGUUUUAUUUCUCGGGCGGGCAGAUCUUGACCAUCCUGACUCAAAAUUUCUUAAUUCCGGCGGAUGAUGUGGGAACUUUCUAUUUUGCAUUCGUUGCUUCUCCUUCUGCCCUUUCCAUAAUAGGGAAUAUUCAGCAGGAAGGGAUCCAGAUUUCGGUUGAUGGAGCCAAUGGUUUUCUCGGAUUUGGACGCAAUGUCUGUUAG